Messenger RNA from Pipistrellus nathusii (Nathusius's pipistrelle), 4197 nucleotides. The record is from the annotation of a GenBank genome assembly. Lineage: Eukaryota; Metazoa; Chordata; Mammalia; Chiroptera; Vespertilionidae.
AUGGCUUACUAUUCCAAAGAAGAACUGGAUGAAGAGUUUGAACAGUUCAUGAAAGAGCUUUCAGAUGACUCUUUUGAAAAUUCAAACAAAACAGCUAGACAACCUAAAAGAGAAGUGAAAAAGAAAGAUGCACUGCCAUGGUGGAUAACAGAAGAUGAUUUUGAAGAUGGUGGACAGCUGGGAACAAAUGUAAGCUAUUUGAAAACAAAGACGACUUCUCAGCCUAUUAUGGAAAUAGAAGAGGAGUCUGCUGAGAGGAUUCAGUUUCUCAAGAGCAGUGGAACCUCCAUCCUAAGUAUUGACAGCUUAGAAACAAAUGAGAGAGUAGUUUCUGAGAUCAAUCAAAGUGUACUCGGAUUGGGAUUGGACACAUUUGAAGAAAAAGAAGAAAAAGAGCAAUUUUUUGCCAGACUUGAGAAAGGGUUUACAUCUUCCAUUGAUUACUCAAGAUUAAAUAAGGAAUUGGAUUCUAAUGAUUCCACACAUUUUAAAGCUUUACAUAGUAAUCAAGCUAAUAUAGAAGAUAAACAUGAGAAUGAAUCAAAGCAUGAAGAACUGGCAGAAAAUUAUAGUGAUGAUUUUGAAGAUGAGGAGAUUGAUGGGCCUUUGACUACUAAAGAUGAAGAGACUAAUUCCAGAGAAAAUUCCAAAUCAGAAAAAAUAAAUGCCCCCAAACAGGAAGAAGAGAAUACUGGCAUGCUGGCCAAUGUGGUGCUGCUUGAUUCAUUAGAUUCUGUUGCAGAGGUCAACCUUGAUGAACAAGGUAAAGCAACUACUGUGCCAAAGGUUAUGCCCGAAAUAACUGACAAUGAAAUGACAGGAACAGGUGUUUCUUAUGGACAAAGCAAUAGUGAUAUUGAAGCUCUUCAUCAGGCUUAUUGUCAUAUAGCCCAUUCCUUGGGAGAUCCUGAUGAACAAAGAAUUGAGACUGCUGCCAUGGAAAAUGUCAAGAGCUCAGAGAAAGAUCAUCCUCAAGAAAAUGAGGAGUCCUCCAAAAACAUCUCUACUACGGAAUCUGAUCUGCCCACAGUAGAGGAGCUGAUGAAAACUAUCAGAAUAGAUUCCUUUGGGAUCAGUGGUUUGGAAUUACAAUCUAUAAGCUAUAAAAAACAGGCUGAUAGUAAAGAAACUGAAGUCAUAAGCCCCUUACCCCUUAAGAUGAAGCCAAAUGUGUCUCAAGAGCCACAACAUGUGAAUCAAUUAUUUGACAAAAAUGAAGAGAAUGUGGUUUUACAAAAGACAACAAAUGAAAGUAUAGAAAAUUGCUGCCUCAGAGUAAAUACUACAGAAGAAUGUAUAGAUAAAAUGUACCUUGAUAUUUUGCGGAAAAAAUUAUCUGUUGCUCCUUCAGUGUUACCUCAGGAGGACAAAAUAAAGAAAACUUUUAGAUCUCAACUCAGUUCUGGAGAAGGGGCUGUAAUUGAUAAAGAGGUACCAUACAAGAAAGCCAGAAGUGCACCUCCUUUACUUAAAAGAAAGCCCCAGAGUGGUGUAUAUGCAUCAGUUAGGAGCUCGGGCUAUGGAAAACCCAGUUCACCAUGUAAGACUUCUACUCUUGAAAAGAAAACUUCAAAGGACAUGAUAAAAAGCAAAAUCUUGAGAUCCAUUCUCACCUCAAAUCAAGGCAGAAAAAAAGAAAUCUUAUCUGAAACAAAACUCAAGCCUGCUGCAUUCGGUAAACCAGCUCUCAAAACUUCAAGUUGCCUGGCUACUCCUAAGAAGUCUGAAGAUGCUACAGAAAUUGGUUCCUGUGUUCAUUUUCAAAAUGAUUCUUCAGGAUAUCGUGAUGGGAACAUGGACAAAGAAUCAAUUAUGUUUAAAAGAGUUCAGGAAGCAGAGGAAAAAUGGAGGGGUGCACAAGCCUUAAUUGAGCAAAUUAAAGUCACAUUCUCCGAAAAAGAGAGAGAGUUAGAAAAUAAGGUGGAAGAACUAAAAAGACAACAGGAAAAGGAACUCUUCAAAUUGAGUCAGGACAAUUAUAUUCUUCAAACCAAGUUAAAUAGCUUUGGAGAAACAAACAAAAAACAAAGGUGGUUACAUGUUGGAGAAACAACCAAUCCUGUCACUGAAGAAAAAUUGAAGCAAAUCCAAAAAGAAAUACAAGAACAAGAGACACUUCUUCAAGGAUACCAACAGGAAAACGAAAGACUGUAUAAUCAAGUGAAAGAUCUCCAAGAACAAAACAAGAAAAAUGAGGAACGAAUGUUCAAGGAAAACCAGAGUUUAUUCAAUGAGUUAGCAACCUUAAAAGAACAGAUGCAAAGAAAUCGUUUCCUGUCUCAAGUAGUUGAAGAUUCAGAGCCCACGAGAAACCAGAAUUUUACAGAUCUGUUAACAGAACUACGCAUGGCACAAAAAGAAAAAAAUAGUUUAUUGGAAGACAUCAAGAGACUGAAACAAGACAAACAAGCUCUUGAAGUAGACUUGGAAAAAAUGAAGAAAGAGAGAGACCACGCCAGAGAUCAGGUUGCUUAUGUCACAGGUGAGAAAUUAUAUGAAAUAAAAAUUUUAGAAGAAACGCAUAAACAAGAAACCAGUCGUUUGCAGAAAAGAAUACAGUGGUAUGCAGAAAAUCAGGAACUUCUGGAUAAAGAUGCAGUUCGACUUAAAGAAGCAAAUGAAGAAAUUGAGAGGCUCAAGCUUGAGGCUGAGAAACUGAAAGCUGAAUAUGGAAAUCCAUCUCUUCAGAGGAAGACACAUUUAAAAGAUAAAGCAGCUGAUGCCAAAAGAAUUCAGGACCUAGAGCGACAAGUUAAGGAAAUGGAAGGAAUUCUAAAGAGAAGAUAUCCUAAUUCUUUACCUGCUUUAAUAUUGGCUGCAUCAGCAGCUGGUGAUACAGUAGAUAGAAACACAGUGGAAUUUAUGGAAAAAAGAAUAAAAAAACUAGAAGCUGACCUGGAGGGCAAAGAUGAAGAAGCAAAGAGAAGCCUUCGUACCAUGGAACAAGAGUUUCAGAAAAUGAAGAUUCAGUAUGAACAGAGACUAGAGGAGCAGGAACAGCUACUUGCCCACAAAUUGAAGGCAGCAUCUCAGAACCAACAUGACAACUCUUCCAGGGUUAAAGCAUUAGAGAAGGAACUUGACGACAUUAAGGCAGCACAUCAAAUCACUGUAAAAAACCUUGAAGCUGAAAUAGACACGUUUAAACAACAGAAUGCUGAAUUAGAACUCAAGAAAAAUAGAGAUGAUAAAGAUUUCCAGUCCAUCGAGUUCCAAGUGGAACAGGCUCAUGCUAAAGCUAAACUGGCAAGACUCAACGAGGAGCUGGCGGCAAAGGGGAGAGAAAUCCAGGACCUUUCGAAAACUGUGGAGAAGCUUCAGAAGGAGAGAAGGAUGAUGCUAUCCAGUCAGAACUCUAAGGGGAGGGAGGAAAUGACUGCAAAAAGGGUAAAGAAGGAUGUUUCCCACCCAGGUAAAGGAAAUGCCAGCUCCUUCCCUGGGACCCUGGAUGGCAAGCUUUACCAACCACAUACUUUUACCGAUUCCCACAUUUCCGAGGUUUUACAAGAAAACUGCAGAUUGAAAAAUGAACUGGAGAAAGUAAUUGUGGAGAGGAAUGAGUUGAAGAUGAAAUCUGAUAUAGCUAUGAACCAGUUUGAGAAUUCCAUGAAAAGGGUCAAGGAAGACACUGCAGCACACAUCACCUCUCUCAAAGCAUCUCAUCAAAGGGAAAUUGAGAAACUCCUUUGCCAAAACGCAAUAGAAAAUUCCUCUUCCAAAGUAGCUGAACUAAAUCGUAAAAUAGCCACUCAAGAGGUACUUAUAAAACAUUUCCAAAAUCAAGUUAAUGAGCUGCAAGAUAAACAAGAAUCUCUUAUGGUUUCUCAAGUUCGAGAAGAAAUCCUACAGAAAGAGAUUACAAAACUCUUAGAAGAAUUGAGAGAGGCCAAAGAGGACCAUACCCCAGAGAUGAAACAUUUCAUGGGCUUAGAAAAGAAAAUCAAACAGAUGGAAAUGAGACAUAAACAAAGAGAGCAAGAACUUCAACGGAUAAUACAGCAGACACACCAAGUAGUAGAAACUGAGCAAAACAAAGAGGUUGAGAAAUGGAAAAGACUCGCACAGCUGAAGAACCGUGAGCUGGACAAGUUCCGCACAGAAUUGGACUCGAUCUUGGAUGUCCUGCGAGAGCUGCAGCGGCAGGGGGUGGUGGUGCCCGGCGCCCUAGCGGAGGAAGUGAGCGCGCCACAGUUUUAA